ACAGAGACUAUAAAAAUCUCUAUGUUUUGAAGUCUCAAAUAUAACGUUUUAUUCUUUUACAUUUUACUAAUUAAAAAUGGAACUGGAACUUCAGACCUCCAAAGAAAACCCAACAAAGAUCAUAAAAUAAGUUUGGAUAAUGAUGCUGUGAUUUGGUUGAAAGGGGGAUAUAACCAACUUACACACGAUUAAACAAUCAACCAAAGUAUAUUUAUAUUGAAAUAAUAAAAAUUGAAGAUACUAUUAAUGUGGAUCGUGAGUUUUAAAACAUUUACUGCCAUUGGAUGUUGAAGAGAAACUGCCGCAGUUGUGUCUACGGUGGCUGUCGUGGGUCAAGCGCAGUCAGCUCUGAACGUUUCACUUCAUCUGUGAUGAUGGUGUGGGAACGGGGCGGCUAGCUGGUCUAGCUCGAGUUUAGCGAUGGAGGAAAGUGGCGGUAAAAAAGUUUGUUUUAUCGAUUAAACAUCCACAUGGUUUAUACCGAACAGCAGCUGUUGGUUCUCAUGUGUUCGCAGAAAACUGUUAGCGGCGGAAUUAGCAUUUGACAGGCUAGGCUAAUUUAUGCUACUGGUUUCUAUACAGGCUAGGCUAUGCUAGGCUAAUUGGAGCGGCUAUCUGUACAGAGUAUGCUAGGCUAGGCUAAUUGGAGCGGCUAUCUGUACAGAGUAUGCUAGGCUAGGCUAAUUGCGGGUUCGGGUUUCUGUGCAGAAUAAAAAUGGCUUCAAACUCCUCUCUCUCUUGGAUUAUUUUCUGAUCUCCUACCGCUUCUUCCUCGGUCGCUGCUGGGCGGAAGGUGCUUCUCGCCGGGAUAAAUCAAGCUAAAGUCGCCCGUCUAUCUCGGGCCUGGGAUGGAACCAGGCGACUUGCGAGAAAGCCCCGCCGGCUCCGGGGAGUCGGAUGCGGGGGGCUGGAGGGAGGUUAUUCCCGGCGGUGAGGGGGAGGAUUUGGACUCGAAUGCUACCAAACUGAGCGGGACAAAAGUAGAAAAUGCGAUCAGAGACGCCUGUGACGAAGGCGACAGUGACAGAGGCGGCGGAGAGCAGCUGCACAGCCCCUAUGAGGAGGAGCUGGACCCCCGGAUUCAGGAGGAGCUGGAGCAUCUAAACGAAGCCAGCGCAGAAAUCAACAAACUGGAGCUGGAGCUGGAUGAUGCCAGGUCAGCGUACAGAAAGAUCCUCACUGAGUCUGCCAGGAAGCUGAACGCCCAGAGCUCUCAGCUCGGCGGCUGCAUCGAGAAAGCCAGGCCGUACUACGAAGCCCGCCGCCUCGCUAAGGAGGCGCAGCAGGAGACGCAGAAGGCGGCGCUGAGUUAUGAGCGCGCCGUUUCCAUGCACACGGCUGCCAGGGAGAUGGUUUACGUGGCGGAGCAGGGCCUGAUGGCUGACGGCAAGAACACGCUGGACCCCACCUGGCAGGAGAUGCUCAACCACGCCACCUCCAAGGUGAACGAAGCCGAGGAGGAACGGAUCCGCAGCGAGCGGGAACACAUGCGCGUCACACACGCCUGCCAGGAGGCCGAGGCCCGGGUCCAGACCCUGCAGAAGUCCCUGAAGCGGGUCAUCGUCAAGUCCAAGCCCUACUUCGAGCUCAAGUCCCAACUCAACCACAUCCUGGAGGAUCAUAAGACGAAGGUCCUACAGCUGGAGCACAAUGUCUCCAAGGUGAAGACUCGUUACUCCGUCGCUCUGAGGAACCUGGAGCAGAUCAGUGAACAGAUCCACGCCCAGAGGGGUCGCGACCCGCCCGACUGCCCCACCCGCAGCCCGCCCGUCGGCGCCGAGUCCGAGGCCCGCGUCCGGGAGGACGAUGAGGCCUGCGGAGCCGCCGCCAAGGAGCGUCUGGAUGGCGGCUUGGACCUGGCGGAGCGGGAGCGGGCCGGGUCCGACUCGCUGUCCGUCUUCAGCCUGCAGACCAUCGCCUCGGACUUGGAGAAGUACGACUCGGUGGAGCACCUGGGCGACCUGAGCGACGUGGGCAGCAUGACUGGAGACGAGGCGGAGCGGGACCGGGCCAGGACACGGGACCCUGUGGCACCGAGCGGCGCCAGGGAGCGCCAGCAGAACUUCUCCAAGCAGCACCACCGCAGCUUCAGUCUGUGAGCCGGGACUAGAUCAGGAGCCGGGACCGGGAUGGAAAACAAACCAGAACGAGCUUUAACCGACCCGAUUAACCCUGCAGCCUCAGUAGAACCUCAGUAGAACCCGGUUUACCCGGCAGCCUCAGUAGAACACUACAGCAGAACCUUUCAGAUGGUCUAGCAUGACGAAACCAUCAGAACCUUACAAUCCCUGUUUGUUUUAUUUUCCCAGAUUCUGGUCCGGUCCAGUGCGGUCCGGUCCAGUGCGGUCCGGUCGGACCUGUGGAGGCGCCGUGUCCUCCGAGUCCUGGCAGGCCGAAAGCUAACCGGGUCACCCGGACCCGGCAGAGCCUGGCACUGGACUGAAAGGCUUGGUUCUGUCUGCAGCUGCAGGAGCGUGUUUUGAUCGGUCCUGAGGUUCCGGUCCAGGUUUUAGAAUCAACCUUUUAUUUAAAUGAUGUGAAGUCAGAUUUGUGUUAUUUAAAAUAUUGUUUACAUGGAUUUUUGUUUGCCUUACAAACAAAAGAAGCUCCUGUUGUGACUUGAUGUGUGCCUUGACACUUUAACGCUUCUGGUUCCAACUAAUCAGAACUUUUAUGUUCCAGACAAAAGUUUUUAUUUGACGACUGAAACGUCUAAAAAAUUGAAGUGGAACAACCUGUAAAUGUUUGUAAUUAUUCAGAUGGAGAAUAUUUAAAUGUGUUUGAUGAUGAUCAUCUGUAAAUGUGACUCUGCUUCCUGAUUUAUGCAUCAAUAAAUCUCAUCUUUGACUCCUGAA
Messenger RNA from Poeciliopsis prolifica (blackstripe livebearer), 2855 nucleotides. RefSeq names its product SH3 domain-binding protein 5-like. The record is from RefSeq and is a predicted model, not a curated record. Gene Ontology annotation, molecular function: protein kinase inhibitor activity. NCBI's taxonomy places the organism in Eukaryota, Metazoa, Chordata, Actinopteri, Cyprinodontiformes, Poeciliidae. Gene Ontology annotation, biological process: intracellular signal transduction; negative regulation of protein tyrosine kinase activity. Gene Ontology annotation, cellular component: cytoplasm. The coding region runs from base 849 to 2099 and encodes 416 amino acids. The transcript has 6 exons.